AGAUGAUUAAAUUUACAUACAUUCAAAGCAGAAAUCCGAAAGACAGGAAUGAAUCAUAGCCAUUGCAUCAAAGCCUGUUUCCCCGCAGUACAUUCUGUCCCAAAGUACCUGACAUCCAUCUUCCACAGCCAAACAACAACCAAGAAUCAAGCAUUACCGCAAAACAUCAAUCCUUCAGCAAUUGAAGAUCAUUUACCCAAAUCAGUCCAUCAUGUCUCUCGCAACCCUGGAUACCACAGAGCACUCCAACCUCCCCGCCGUAUCGACAACUCUCUUCAAAGCCAAGGCAGCCCGGAAGCUGAGCUUCGAGAAAAUUGGCGAGCAUCUCGGUCGCAAUGAAGUAGCUGCAGCUGCUAUAUUCUACGGCCAGGCCAAAGCGUCGCCCGAAGACAUUGAAAAGCUAGCCGAUCUUCUUCUCAUCCCCCAGGAGACUUUAGAGGAACAACUCAGCGGCUUCCCCGAUCGCGGUCGCUCCGUUGAAAUGCCACCCAAGGAGCCCCUUAUAUACCGACUGUAUGAGAUCGUGCAGAACUAUGGAUAUGCCUACAAGGCGGUUCUCAAUGAGAAGUUUGGGGAUGGGAUUAUGAGUGCUAUCUCGUUUUCGACAAAGGUUGAGAAGGAGACUGACGAGGAUGGUAAUAACUGGGCUGUUAUCACUCUUCGUGGUAAAUGGUUGCCCUUCUCUCGGUUCUAAGCCGAAGGAUAUUACUAGGAAGUAGCAGAAAUUGACAUGGAUUUUGU
Messenger RNA from Penicillium samsonianum, 741 nucleotides. RefSeq names its product putative cyanate hydratase (gene cyn1). Bases 212 to 694 code for a protein of 160 amino acids. Gene Ontology annotation, molecular function: cyanate hydratase activity; DNA binding. The transcript has 3 exons. NCBI's taxonomy places the organism in Eukaryota, Fungi, Ascomycota, Eurotiomycetes, Eurotiales, Aspergillaceae. The record is from RefSeq and is a predicted model, not a curated record.